Messenger RNA from Leishmania mexicana MHOM/GT/2001/U1103, 483 nucleotides. RefSeq names its product putative flagellar calcium-binding protein. The transcript has a single exon. Gene Ontology annotation, molecular function: calcium ion binding. The coding region runs from base 1 to 483 and encodes 160 amino acids. NCBI's taxonomy places the organism in Eukaryota, Euglenozoa, Kinetoplastea, Trypanosomatida, Trypanosomatidae. The record is from RefSeq and is a predicted model, not a curated record.
AUGGGAUUGUCCAAGAAGUUCUCUCAGAACGAUGCUGGGAAGUUCUCAAUGGAAGUUGCGUAUGCUGGCUGCGUGAAUGAGAUACACCUGGUCAAGUUCACGACGCGCCUGCACGACAUUGUGAAGCGUGCCUUCAACAAGGCAAAGAGCAUGGCGAACACCGCCGGCGACUGCCAGGGCGACGACGAGUUUGUCGAAUUUCUUGAGUUUCGGCUGAUGCUGUGCUACAUAUACGACUACUUCAAGCUCACCGUUAUGUUUGACGAGAUCGACACCUCCGGCAACAUGCUGGUGGACGCGAAGGAGCUCAAGGCCGCCGUGCCGAAGAUCGGUGAGUGGGGCCUUGUCAUUGAGGAUCCAGACACAGUCUUCAAGCAAAUCGACGACAACGGCUCCGGCCAGGUGUCCUUUAACGAGUUCGCUUCGUGGGCGACUGCCCGCAAGCUUGAUGCUGAGGAUUAUCUGUACGAGGGGAAGAAGUAG